Enhydra lutris kenyoni (northern sea otter) is the source of this 2401-nucleotide messenger RNA. RefSeq names its product chromosome unknown C5orf34 homolog. NCBI's taxonomy places the organism in Eukaryota, Metazoa, Chordata, Mammalia, Carnivora, Mustelidae. The coding region runs from base 333 to 2249 and encodes 638 amino acids. The record is from RefSeq and is a predicted model, not a curated record. The transcript is spliced from 13 exons.
GUCUUUUUCCGGAGAGGAAGGACGCUUCCCCAGGUUGCGGGAAGAUUUGAACUGCUGUUGCUUUCCGGUGUUUUGUUUUGUUUUUUGUUUUUUACGGGCUCAUAGUUGGCGCUGCCGCUUCUCUCCUGCUACCCAAACAGGACGGACGUCUCGGCCAAAACACUCUCUCUGUGGCCUUAUUCCCUUGCGGCCGUGAUUGUUUUCUCUCAUCAAGAAACAUCACUUGUUGGUAAUUUGUCAAAUUCAAGAAAUAACCCUCGAGAAACAGUCUUGGGCAGGCUUCAAGCAUUUUGUCUUCACCUUGGAAGGACAUUUUAUCCCUAGUCCUAGUAAUGGCAGCUGAAGUGCGGAUGGUACUUUAUGAAGAUGAUUCAGUGCAAGUGCAAUAUGUUGAUGGUUCCAGACUACAGCUUUCUCCGUGUGGCUCCGAAUUUUUAUUUGAAAAGCCACCUCCUAUUUCAGCACAUCCUUUAGAACAACCAGAAAGAAUUCGGCAAAGGACACACUUUGUUAUUAGCACUUACCGAGAGCAACUACAGCGAGCCCUAGAUUUUCGAAAUUCUUUUGCUGUUUGCCCUUUUUUAUCUGAAAGCAUCAUACCUUCUGAAAGAAAAAAGCUUAUCUUCGUUGACUUCUCAGAAGUGAGAUGGCCCAGUCCUGACACCGAUGAUGGCAUGAUACUUACACAGAGCGGCAGCGUGAAGAUAGCAUCAUUGGAUGGACAUGCAUACCUUUGCCUGCCCAGAUCGCAGCAUGAAUUUACAGUACAUUUUUUGUGUAAAGUAAGCCAGAAGCCAGACUCAUCUAUAGUAUUGUCAGAAAAGAAGAAUCAAGCCAGAAAGGACAAGCUAGUUGAAAAAGCAGGCAAAAUCUGUACCUAUGGAAGUUUACCAAGACAGAGACUGAAGAAUAAAGAGAAUGAAAUUUAUUGUCCGCUCACGAAAUCCAAGGAAACUUUAGAGAAGGAGAGCUGUGCAGACGGAGCUGAAGGGAAGGAGGAGCCACCUCCGCCUGGUACCCGACACAAGUGUGUAUACACGUGGGUGAAGCAGCGCUGGCCUGUGGCCUCCUGUCCAGAGGAAUGGAAAUAUCCUUUGUCUUUAGCACUUCAUUUUCAUAAUAAAAUCAGCAGUAUGUCGAGAAGCGAGGCAGACACCACCCAGAGUAGAACAUUCACUUCUGAGAUUUCAGAGGAAAGAGGAAAAGAGGUUUCUGUUCUUCCCAGGGCCUUGCUACUCAGCUGUCCUGUACCCCACCUGCACAGGUGGAAUUUUUGUGACUCACUUUCACAAAGACAGUUGGAUGAAGAAUAUUCCUAUCCCGAGCUGGUGAAAGUGGUUUGGUACAAAGGUGUAACUUACCGACUAAACCAUAAAAAUGUGAACUCAAUAGAGAUUUAUCCUGGAGAUGGAUCUGUUUUCAAGUCAGAGGGAGCUUAUUUGGGGAGGUAUUUUACAUAUUAUUCCAUUCAAGAAGGAUCAGAAGAGAGAGAAGAGAAGACUUAUUCAGUAAAUAACCUUCCUCCUGAUAGACCAGGAAGUCUGUUCUCUGUGUGUUCUCUCAUUAAACAGGCAACCAGAAUUCUUCAACAUUGUACCAAGACAAGGCUUUCUUUAAGCCAUAAUUAUCGUAUAUGCUGCUGGAAAAUGGUACCUGGGAUAAAGGAUAACAAUAUACUGCCUUUGCUUUUGAGAGAAUCAUUCAUACCCAGUGUGGGAAGAUUUCUUGCAUACUCUGAUGACAAAGUACAUGCUCUCUUUUUAGAUGGCAUUACUCUAACCCUAAAUUGGAAUUUCAGCUCUUUUAUGGAAAAGAGACAGGUAGAUCAAGGUCUCAACUUAGGUUGGGGUAGGUUAACUUUUCCCGAUGGACAAGAUCAGUUAAUUCAGAUUGAACAUCCUGGACCAUAUAAAAGAUAUGUGACAGCAGUUAUAUCAUGGUGCAGAAGACUGACCCAAACUAGUCAGAGAGAGAUGCCCACACAUCCUUCAUCUUCUCUUGUUGAAGAAAAUUGGUCUGUGGCCUCUGAGCUUGAAAAAAUAAAGAAGUUUAACUUGCUACUGGAGAACAGUGGUAUCCUAAACCAGAUUUCUAACAAAAAAAACAAACAGUCUUCUGAUCAUUAUGAAUCAAAAUCUCCAGAAACCUUGCUGGAAGAAGUUAAUGAAAAGAGAGUAUCAGUGGCAUUGAAAAAAACCUCUGAAAUCCUUCAGGAUAUUGACUGUCUUCUAUCAAGUUCUAAAAGAUGAAAAACAAUUAUUAUAUACCUUAAGGAUGUUGUUUCAAGUGACUAGUAUAAAAUUAUUAGUAAGCCAAGAAAUUAUAUAUAUUACUUCUUUGCGAUGAUAUGAAAAAUGACAUUUAACUUUGGAGGUUACCUAACUUGUAAAUUUUAAAAUAU